This is a messenger RNA of Drosophila busckii, 3318 nucleotides long. It is a transcript of the gene Aasdh, whose product is annotated as beta-alanine-activating enzyme. The transcript is spliced from 7 exons. The coding region runs from base 135 to 3218 and encodes 1027 amino acids. Gene Ontology annotation, molecular function: protein binding. Gene Ontology annotation, biological process: amino acid activation for nonribosomal peptide biosynthetic process. NCBI's taxonomy places the organism in Eukaryota, Metazoa, Arthropoda, Insecta, Diptera, Drosophilidae. The record is from RefSeq and is a predicted model, not a curated record.
UAAAUAUCAACAACAAGAAUAUAAAUAUGUACGUUUAACUAGAUGGACUAUAAGCAAGUACCAAAUCCUUCGACUUGACACGAAUCGCCUCAAAGACGGAAAAGGGAAUACUCCUCGAAUGAAGCCGAUCCGCAAUGGGAUCCGAUUUAGGGAUUAACACUAAACUUGAGACACUAAUAAAGGUAGAUGAUGAUUUUAAUAUCGAACCUAAUGCUGUUGAAGAGUUAAAAAAGUUGUACGACAUUGAGCGACUGCGUGAAUUUGGUGACAUACCAUUUCUCAUAAAACGCAUGGAGCCACAUGAUUUUGCGAUAAGCUACAGAAAUGCCAUCAGCAGUGCGCAAAUAAUUGUUCAACUGUUUCGAAAAAAUCAAGUGCCGAGAAGCACGGGUAUUGCCCUGCGAUUAGGCAAUCACACGCCAUCGUCCUGUACGUUGAUACUGGCUAUACUAAAUCACAAUUGCUAUUUUUAUUGCAAUGACAAAAUGAUCCUAUCUAAAGCUCUACAUUGUCAAAUGUGCGAUGCUGGUAUUGACUACUUGAUUGUUAACAGUUACAUGGCGGUUGGCUCUAGCUUCUUUAUAGAACUGGACAGCUUUAUUGUAUAUAAUGAAGAAUACAAACUAUAUAAGCUGAAGUACUCAGAAAAUAAUGUGGGCAAAGCGACAAACACAGUGUUGCCCCCAAACAUGUGCUACAUUAUAACGACCACCGGUACAACUGGUGUUCCCAAACUAAUAUACGUUCCCUACGAAUGCAUAGCGCCCAAUAUCGUGGCGCUUAGUCAAAAACUUAAGAUAUCAAUGGCUGACAUUAUUUACUUGGGUACUCCUUGCACUUUUGAUCCGUCUAUUGUGGAGCUCUUUUUGGCAAUGCAGAAUGGAGCCGCAUUACUCAUCUGUCACAGUACCAUGAGUGAUUCCCCCCAACGAGUUCUAUGUGCCCUAUUUCCCGCCAGCGUUACAACACCUGGUAUAACUGUGAUGCAAAUGACUCCCUCGUUGUUUCGCCAGUUUGGCGCAACUGCUAUUCGUGAGCGUAUCCUUCAUAGCUCAAGCACGCUAAGAGUACUACUACUGGGUGGUGAAGCUUUUCCGUCCAAUGCAGAGUUGGUCACCUGGAUGGAACCACAGGUGUUGCAACAGAAGUUGGUGUGCAAUAUAUAUGGCAUCACAGAGAUGUCAUGUUGGGCUACUAUGCACGUUCUAGAUUCGCUGCACUCGCUUGUACCCCUUGGCACACCUAUUGAUGAUCAAACGGUGUUGCAUAUUGGCCCGCCAACUAAUGAAACUCUAAAUAAAUCGAAACUACAUAGCGGCGAGCUCUGGCUAGGCAGCGCCACGCGCCGUUGCUACAUACCAGAAGAUGAUAAUGAUAGUAUAAGUGAUCAAGUUUGUUUUCGCCCAACGGGUGAUUUGGUUCGACAACACAAUCAUUCCGUUGUAUAUGAAGGACGUUCAAAUAAUGUGGUCAAGCGAGCCGGUCAGCGCAUUAACUUGGAGCUUAUAACGCGUAGGAUAGAGGAUUGUUUGCAGAUUGGCGAGCUCGUGUGUUGCUUGUGGCAAGAGGAGCUACAGAAACUGAUAUGCUGCAUACGCAGCUUAGAGCUAAAGACAAAGACGCAGCAAAGAGCACAGACGUUUAACAUACUAUCCAAGCUGCUGGUCUGCCAGCAACCGGAUCGCUUUGUCUACCUGCAGCAUUUUCCAUGCAAUGCGCAUGGCAAGCUAGACAAAUUUUCUUUGCUCAAUCUGUGUACACCAAUGGUCCAGCCUGCUCAAGACAUUCUUAUUAGUUUCCUUCAUGACCGACUAGAAUGUGUGGAUUCGCCAACACACAACAUGCAAAAAAGACGGCGUAUGGAUCAACCGAUAAGGCAACCAAAUCCCACCGGCUAUGACCUGAGUUUUCGACAAGCAGGCGGAACAUCUUUUCACGCUAUAACACUGUGUCGUGAAAUCGGUUUGCAGAUGUGCAUUGAUGAUGAGCAACGCCACUUGUUUGAGCUUCUGCUCGAUGAGAAUAUACCGUUGCGCUCCAUACUUUCGUACCUGGAUUCAGUCAAGUUGGUAGCACACAAUACCAAAUUGAAGUCAGUACAACCAGUGAUAUCUUCAGGAGGCAGUGGCCUGAUUAUCACUCGCGUUGAGCCACCUGCUCUUAAUUUUCAAUUUCACUGGAGGGUCUGCUUCAAGAAGUGUAUAGAUUCGCCGGUGGCGCAAUAUGAAAGUCGUUACGUAUGUGUGGGUGCCCAUUCAAAGAUAUUGCGGACGCUGGAUGCGCAGACAGGUCAGGAGAUUAGUACAAUAAAACUAACUGACCGCAUUGAGUGUAAGGUUACAUUUAUAAGCGAAAAUUUGGCAAUGGUGGGUUGCUAUGAUGGUACACUAUACGGCUUUAAUCCCUUAACUGGAAAUCUUAUAUGGAGUGUAGGCAUCGGUGGCAUGAUAAAGGCGCAGCCUCAUAUGUCGUUGGAUAGAUCCCGCAUUUUAGUCUGCAGUUAUGCCGAUGAUUACAAUGUUAUCUGCUUGUCGAUGAAUCGACAAGAGGUACUGUGGUGUAUUCGCUUGGGCGAAAAGGGCAUUUUUGCAAGCCCGUUUGAGCUUCCUCAAGAGCAGGCAGUCAUUAUCUGCACCCUAGAUGGUAGUUAUUAUCGAAUCUCGAUCUUGGAUGGUGCUGUGCAGUGGAAGCAGAAAUGUUCGGAACCUUUUUUUUCCACUCCAGUUUUUCUCGGAUCUAGCGAAAACCUGUUCCUUUGUGCCGAAGUGACAGGACGCGUACACGCCUGCUCCUUAAUCACUGGAGACAUCCAAGCUUCGUACUCAGUUGAGGGAAACAUAUUCUCUUCCCUAGUGGUGAAGGCACCGCCAACUCACAUGGGCUACAGCUUUGUUUUGUUUGGGUCAAUUGAUCAGCAUAUAUAUUGCCUCCGAUGCAAGACCGGCUCAGGACAGAUACCCUCGUUCGAGCUGCAUUGGAAACUGAAUGUAGGAGCACCAGUAUAUGCCACACCUUCUAUAGUCACAAUCGAGCCAAAUGGUCACUUUGUAUUCUGCAGCGCUACCAAUGGCAGUCUUCUUUUGGCGGAUUUCAACGGUCAGACCUUAUGGACUGACAAGUUAGGUGGAGAAGUAUUUUCGACUCCCUGCUUUAUUCAGAGUCUAAAGCGAAUUUAUUUGGGUUGUCGUGAUAACCAUUUAUAUUGCUUGAGCAUAUAAGAUGAAGAAUUUGCAAAAAUAAUACAAGUACUCUGUACGUAUCAAAGUAGUGCUGAAAAAAAAUUGUUUUCCAAAAUCUCUAAUAAAAACAUGUACAUGA